Molecule: messenger RNA, 7238 nt
Organism: Epinephelus lanceolatus (giant grouper)
Lineage: Eukaryota; Metazoa; Chordata; Actinopteri; Perciformes; Serranidae
Source: RefSeq, a predicted model, not a curated record
GCGAGUCUCACUCUGCCAAUACAAACUAUAGAAACAUCCAAGACCAACUUCACGACAGGCUGUAGAUGGAUAUAGUUGUUUUGGACACAGAUCCACUGCAAGAGCAUUGCGCUCGCUGGCUUAGCAGUGAUUCCUUAGUGAUUUCUGAUUGCACGUUUCAAGUGUAUUUAUGGUAAUAGAUGCUUCACUUGAUUAAGGUCAGUUUGGGCUGUUUGUGCAAAGCGAUGGCAGGUCUUUGACUGUGUUGUUGGAGUUGGUGAACGUUUUAUUACUUCUCUGCACCCCGCUGAUUACUUCUCACAUCUGACUCAACAAUGAUCGCUGAAGGUCACGUUUCACCGCGACGCACUUGUCCAAGUAUUGUGCAUCUUUUCUUUAGCGACCGUGAUUUGAUUUACAGAUAACUUCUAAAUCUUAACCAAGCAAACCGAGACUGAAUCAAAGCAGGAAUGAUAUUUACUCAUGUGUUUUGACCGGUAGACUAGUUUUAGUCCACUUUACAGGCGAGAGAAACCGGACUAUGAGUUGGUUAAAACUUUGCUGUGCGCUCCUGCGGAUGAUCCAGUGAAAAGUGUCAAAUCAUAUGUAGUGUAAUCGUGCCAGCCUGAAGAUGUUAGGAAGUCCGUCAAAUAACGGCGGCAUUAGGAUGCUGGUGCCCCCGGCUCCGAACGACGACAGGCGAGUAGAGUUUGUGGCUCUCACCGCUGUUCACACGGAGAGGAGCGAGCCGUCCACCCCGGAGCGCGGGCACCCGUCUCACCGCACGGGUCUGCUGGGCACCCCGCUGCCCGGGCCGCCUGGACCUCGGGCCAACUCUUCCGCUUCAAGCAAACGCUUCAGGAAGUUGCAAAACUGCCUGUACAACGUGCUGGAAAGACCAAGAGGAUGGGCAUUCAUCUACCAUGCGUUCAUUUUUCUGCUGGUGUUCAGCUGCUUGGUGUUGUCUGUGUUCUCCACCAUCCCCGACCACCAGAAGUUCGCCAACCAAGGCCUCUUCAUCCUGGAGUUUGUGAUGAUCGUGGUGUUUGGGUUGGAGUAUUUCAUCAGGAUCUGGGCGGCUGGCUGUUGCUGCAGAUACCGUGGAUGGCAGGGACGGCUGAGAUUUGCCAGGAAGCCCUUCUGUGUCAUAGACUUCAUAGUAUUUGUGGCAUCGUUGGCAGUGAUAGCAGCUGGGACGCAGGGCAACAUCUUUGCCACGUCAGCCCUGCGCAGCAUGCGCUUCCUGCAGAUCUUGCGAAUGGUUCGUAUGGACCGACGGGGAGGCACUUGGAAACUACUGGGCUCAGUGGUUUACGCUCACAGCAAGGAGUUGAUUACAGCGUGGUACAUAGGUUUCCUCGUCCUGAUCUUUGCCUCCUUCCUCGUCUACCUGGCAGAGAAAGACAUCAACUCAGACUUUAACACCUAUGCAGACUCCCUCUGGUGGGGGACUAUUACUCUAACUACUAUUGGCUAUGGUGACAAAACCCCUCGCACCUGGCAAGGACGUCUCCUAGCUGCCGGCUUUGCUCUUCUAGGAGUCUCUUUCUUUGCUCUGCCUGCCGGAAUUCUGGGGUCAGGCUUUGCCUUGAAGGUUCAAGAGCAGCAUCGGCAAAAGCACUUUGAGAAGAGGAGGAUGCCCGCUGCCAACCUGAUACAGGCUGCAUGGCGUCUCUACUCUACAGAUGCUAAACACUCCUAUCUGACUGCUACAUGGUACUUCUAUGACAGCAUGUUGCCGUCGUUCAGAGAACUGACGCUACUGUUCAGUCACCUCCAGCGACAGCGUAACACCAAGAAGGUUCUCCACAACUCCUACCUCACGCUGCUGUCUGGGCUGCGGCCCUACAGCUCCCCCUACCUGUCGGGGGACAGUCAACUCCUUUCUAAAAAACGGGGUCUCUUCCGGAUUCACGGUGGCCGCAAGCAGAGCAGUAAAAUGGGCUUUCGGGAUCGGAUCAGGAUGAACAAUUCCCGAUCGUCCCAAACCAUUAGGAACAAGGCGUCACCACUGCCCCCGGGCUCCGGUGUCCGCCGCUCUCCCAGCCAGGAAAACGUGCCUGAGCCCACCAGCCCGGGGAAGGUCCAGAAGAGCUGGAGCUUUAAUGACCGUACACGCUUUCGUACCUCCCUCCGCCUCAAACCACGUCCACCUGCUGAUGUGGAGGGGGUUGGAGAGGACAGUGUGGAAGACAAACCAUAUUGUGACGUGGCCAUGGAGGAGGUAAUCCCUGCAGUGAAGACACUCAUACGGGCUGUCAGGAUCUUAAAGUUCCUUGUGGCCAAAAGGAAGUUUAAGGAGACGCUGCGUCCGUACGAUGUGAAGGACGUCAUAGAGCAGUACUCCGCUGGACACCUGGAUAUGCUGGGCCGUAUCAAGAGCCUGCAGAUGCGGGUGGACCAGAUAAUUGGGCGAGGAGCCGUUCAGCCUGACAAGAAAGCGCGCCCUGAAAAGGGAGAGAAGACGCCGCCAGAACUGGACCCACUGGAUGAACUAAGCAUGAUGGGACGUGUAGUCAAGGUGGAAAAACAGGUACAGUCUAUAGAGAACAAGCUGGACCUCCUGCUCAACUUCUACUCCCAGUGCCUAAAGAAAGGCUCGUCCCACUUCACCCUGUCCUCCCUCCUGGACCCCGACCUGACGUCCGACUACCACAGCCCCACGGACCAAAGAGACCUCUUCCCCUCCGCUAACACGCUCAACAUCUCUGAGAGCGGCAACUUGGAAUGACAGUGAGCGGAGCAGUCUCGCGGCUGUUCAAACACAGACACAAAACCCUUUACAGUACGUCUUCCUGCGGCUGAGUCCUCACUUCGAGCAGCCCGACCUUAACGUCAUCAAUCAUUUCAUAUCUGUUCGGGAUGAUCUUUUUACCCCUUUCCAUCUCAAAUCUGCACCCUCUCCUCUUUUUUCCUGAAGUGAAUGUGUUUCCAGAGCUGAUACAGACAGAGGCCACCAGAUGGCUCCCCCUGACAAGGAGCCUCAGCCAAAGCUGCUCACCGCACACGCCUCUCGACCCACUAGACGAGGAUGGAGAUGAAGAGAGGGCACAUGAACAUGUAUGACUUGACUACUGAACCACUUUCACAAACUCACCUCAUGCUAUAUAUAUCUACGCUUCCUUUAAAGCAUCCAACUGUAGAUAAUCAGACUUUAAGCUUUGACUUUUUGUAAACCUUUGGAGAAAUCUCAUCCCUUUUUUCCUCCCCUCGUCAUUUCUUUAUUUUCUUGGCUGCUUGAAUCAACUGACUGAGAGUUUGCUGACACAAGCAGUUGCUGCGAGUGCCAUGCCAGUCAUUUGUUCAGUACCUUAGGAUGGCUGUGAUGAAUGUAAUGGGUCCCACCUGCAAAUUUCACACCCUGACACAGAAAUAAUCUGCUCCCUCGGACCUCACCAAAACACCAAACCUCCACGGUACACCUUCGAGUUUUAAAUGUUUAAAUCCUGCUUAAAUUGCCCAAACAUGUCACAUGAAAACAGCUGGAAGAAUGCCCUGGAGUGAUUGUGUACCAUACAGUGUUUGUUUUCAUCUCCAUUCCCUCUUGGAUGUUCUGUCUCCAAUAAGCCCACUUGCAAAAAAAGUCCCUGUUUGUCUGGCAUUGAAGUGAGGAAUGUCCCUACUUAUUUAGGAUUAUUAGAGCCAAAAUGUCCUUUCACAGAUCCCUUCUUUGCAAUGUUUCAACUGUAUCUCCUAUUUCAGUAUUUCUGUUGUUUUUAACAUGCCCUUUAAACCUCUCUGUCUUGCAGCCCGCCCCCCGGACAUGCAUGUUACUGUAGAUAAAACCUCACUGAUCCUCAGUCAGAAUUUAGACACUGAUGUCACACUUUUCUGCACUGCUCCUCGUCACUCACGUCUAGCCUCAGGUCAGGUUUACCGUGUCAGUAAUACUUCCACUUUUCUCACAGGAAGAUCGUUCUUACUCUAACACUCAUUGGGCAUGUGAUCUCGCAGUCAGCAGCUGCGGAGAUGAUGUAGACACUUUCUGGCCAGUUUUAAACCAUGAACAACCUGUAAGGCGUCCAGGUCUAACGCAUGAAUUCCAGGCCAUUAUCCUCAUGAAUGCACGUGUCUUAGGAAAUGGUUCCAGCCUUACAGCUUCACUACAGACGGUGUGCAGGUUUGACACCCGUGGGUGUUACUGUGCACUCGUCUGUCUUUUCUGGUUCUUUCAUGGAGAUGUUUGAUGUGCAGUUAACGCUCUGUGUUUGUGGACAAAACUGGAGAGUGCUCAAAUGCACACACACACACACACACACACACACACACACACACAUACACACAGAUAUAAUGAAAGCAAUUCCUUUACUUAAAUACUUUGGCACUUGAUAAACAACACACCUUUUGUCUUUUUAUCUUUGUGUUUUGAUUUCUUUACUGUAAUUAAUGUUUCAUGCACUCGAUUUUGUGUAACCCACGAUGGCAAAAUUCUGUUUGUUUUUUUUUUUUAUGAUUUUGGUUGUUAAAGUUGAAUGUAGGAUUUAGGUUAACAUAUUUAAUUCAAUUAGAUAUGAUCUUUGAAAUAAAUGUAGCAUUUUUGUGGAGUUAAAUCAUGGAUGACACAACUGUAACGAUACACACAGCCGAUCAGGUUCACGCUCACCACUCGCAGAGCUCAUAUGUAUAUUUUUUUAACGUCAUCAGAUAAUUGCUGCCAGCUUCGACUGAGAAAACAUUCACCAUGCUAUAUUUGGCCAGUGAAAAGAGUUUCCUUUUGUCCCUGCAUUUAUUUGUUCCAGUCAAACCAGUUGACUCAGGUGCUCCGCAUUUCCAUUCAAGCUAAGACUUCAAACAGUGAAUGUACUUCAGUGAUCAGCCUAUUUAUGAUCUGAUGCCAUGAGGAAUAAAAUGGCACGUCAGAGCUUGCUCUUGGUCUCAUACAAUUUUUUCAUGCAUUUCUUAGAGAAAUUACGCGUAGCUUUAUGUGUAGCCUAAACCACUGGUUCCCAACCUGAAGGUCCUGACCCCCACUAGGGGCCGCCAUAGCUACAACGGGAUGUAACAAGGCUUUCUUGAUUUUAAGGGGUGUCAGAAAACGUAUAUAUUGUCAAACAGAAGACUUAUAUCUUAGCAUUUUGUUCAUUUCUGUGAAGAAAACUAAUUAAAUUGUUAGAUUUCAAGUUGAGAUUAUCAUUCAAGAUUAAAUUUAAAACACAGGAUAAAGAAAAUGAAGACUUGACCACAAGCUGAAUUCACAGAGCCUUCACUCGCUGCUAAAAGAGCUCAUACAACAAUAAGGUAAAACUUUAAUGUCACACACUGUCAGGGAUAAAUCAUGGACACCACUGCCACCGCUGGUUAAGAAAAGCGAUAGUGGACAGAACAAAGGACGAUCUGUGGCGCUUAGGGCUACAUUUAGGGAGGCAAAACCUCCGCCUUGAUUGAAGCAUCUGAAACUCAACACGGAGGGGAUGUUGAGAGUCUGAGCUUUAGAGAUGACCCUCUCUACAUACAGAUGCUGGAGGUUAUUUAAAGUAACACCAGUGAGCUUACAGCACAACUUGACCACUUUUUCCAACAACCAAACCAACAGACCAUGUUAAAAGAAAGAACAGACUCAAUAAAAGCAGAAUAGAACAAUUUCAUGAUUGUUGUAUUUACAUCAAAACUCCUCAGCUUCCUUAAAAAGAAUAAUCGUUGGUUUGCCUUCUUACAGAUGCUGUCAGUGUUCACGUCAAAAGUCAACUUGUCAUCUAAGACAGUGCCUAAAUACCUCAGAAAAUCAAUGAACAUCUCACUGGUCUUAGAUGCAUUAAUGUGGAGGAAAGACUGGUCACACCAGUUAACAAAUUCAUCCAGUGCUGGGCCAUGAUCAUAUUCUGAUCCACGAAGAAGGCUUACAAUAACAGAGUCAUCUGCGUAUUUAAGGACAAAUCUUGAUGCCUGAUUACUCUGACAUUCAUGUGUGUACAAACAAAAUAAAAGAGGAGUAAGAACACAUCCCUGAGGGGAUCCAGUAGAGGAAAAACAUGGGAGAGAGAAGAGAGAAGAAGGGACGGCAGAGGAGAUACUCACACACCAAUAUAACUGGGCUAGAAAGCCAGUUCUAUCAGUUGUUUUGUACUGUAAUUGUUAUGCACUGAAUACAAUCUAAAGUAUCCCUAAAAUAAGUCAGGGGUCAUCAUGACAGAAAAGGGGUCCAUUAAGGAAAAAGGUUGGGAACCAUUGGCCUGAACUAUAGCAGAGCUGCCUACUUAUCAGAGGCAUUAUUAAACCGUCACUUCAUCGUCACCUGCAAUGUUGAGCUUUGUGAAAACGUGAGACCACUGUAUUGCAUGUUGUUGUUAGCGGUGGCCCCAGUAUUAGAAGAAAAAAAACAAAACUUAAGGAUGUCUCCUGUAAAGUCUUGAGUCCAGACAUGAAAGGAAGCGACCUGUGCCUUCUAUGUCUUCGUUCUGUAACUGAUAUGGUGCGGCUUUCUUUCUCAAACUUAAAUAUUAAUGCUGCUUUGACGAGAUGGGUUUCAUAGGGGUAUUACAUGAGAAUAGCCAUGCCCUCUUUUUUUUUUUUUUUUUUUCAAAACCUUGGCCUAACUGAAGAAACACCAUCAAAAUCGUUCUGAAUAUGUAAUUUUUAGGGGUCUUUUAUGACUGCUGCAACCUUUGAUAUUUUCUGAGAAUAUUACUAUAUGUGUAGCAUAUCAUUGUAACUCUGCCGGGACCUCCUCGCAUUGACACCCUUACUGUAUUUUAACACCAGUCAGAUCUGGAGGCAUGGACAUUUGUAUCGUCACAGGAAAACUCUGCAGGCAUGUGUCCUUUCAUAAGCAUGUCACAUAGAGAAUAUGGCUUCCACACAACUACCUCUGAGGCCACUAGGGGGCGCUAGUCUAGAAAUCUGAGUAUGAGAAACAGUAACUGAUUGUCUAACUGACUGAAUGCUAUGCAUGACUCAAUCUGCACGUUCUCUUUUUUCACUCUGUUCUUCUCCACGACGCCCGACCAUCCAUCAACCACUGACUUGCUGCCAUUUGACAUUCCAGCUCGUUGCCCUUUAACUGCGCUCUUAGGUGUUGGAACUGUUGUUAAAAUGAAACUGAUCAAAGCAAUAAGCAAAACGCUAAAAGCCAACAAAGUCUUCCGAUUCCAAUUGAUGUAGCUACUGGUUGAUGAAAUAUGGCGCUCAUCUUAUUUUCUAAACUAAUGCACACCUCUAUUUGAUCUUUGAAAGAGAUACAAAAAUGUAUCUGCUGAGGAUUAAAUUAGCUCACUUGAGUAACUUAUUAAUUUAUUUGUUUCAAUAAAGCUCUUUGGACUGUA